UGUUUUAUCUUUGUGUUAUUGCUUCGAUAAAUACAAACAGAUAAUAGUUGGCACUCAACUUGUGUACAACAUCCAAAUUUUUCAGUAAUUGAUAAGAUACAAAAUCUUGUUUUUAUGUAAUAUUAUCGCACACCGAUUAAGUAAAAUAAGUUAGAUUAAAUGAAUAACAUUCGAAUGUUUCUUUCGAAAACAAGCGUAAAAAUGGCAAGGGCGUUCGGAGAUGCGCGGCCAAUUAACGCCAAAGUUUUUACUUUUGUUAAACAAUUCGACGGAUUUCCAAAAGAAACCGAUUUGAAGUUAGUGGAGGAGGAACUUCCGCCGCUGAAGAACGGAGAAUUUCUGUCUGAAGCUGUGUACUUAAGUGUUGACCCUUACAUGAGAGGCUAUGCCCCCACCCUAAAAUUAGGAUCAACAUUUAUAGGUUCACAAGUUGCUAAGGUAAUCGAAUCCAAAAACCCUAAAUUCCCAGUGGGUAAACAUGUGGUUGGUGAAUUCGGGUGGAGAACCCACACAAUUUCUACAGGGGAAAAACUUACCAGUGGUCUAGCAGGGGCAUGGCUGAUACCAAAUUUUGGAGAACUACCCUUGUCCCUAGCUUUGGGAACAUUGGGAAUGCCAGGCAAUACCGCCUAUUUCGGGCUGCUGGAAUUGUGUCAGCCUAAACCCGGUGAAACCGUCGUCGUGACAGGAGCAGGCGGAGCAGUAGGCAACGUUGUGGGACAAAUAGCGAAAAUCAAAGGGUGCAAGGUCAUUGGCGUAACGGGAUCAGACGAAAAGGGGAAAUGGUUAGUGGAGGAUUUAGGAUUUGACAAUUUUAUUAAUUAUAAAACGGACGAUGUAAAGCAGAAGCUCAAGGAGUACGCACCUAAUGGGAUAGAUUGUUAUUUUGACAACGUUGGUGGUGAGAUAAGUAAUACUAUCAUGUACUGCAUGAAUUUGUUUGGAAGAGUUGCGGUAUCUGGAGCUAUAUCUGCAUAUAAUGAUAAAAGUAUCCCAACAGCAACUAUUGCUCAGUACCCGCUAUUGUCUCAUCAGUUAAGAAUGGAAGGUUUUAUCGUCCAUAGAUGGGCAGACCGCUGGUUUGAAGGUAUCAAACAAAAUAGAACUUGGAUACAAGAAGGAAAGUUAAAAUAUCCUGAGACUGUGACAGAGGGUUUUGAAAACAUGUUUAAAGCUUUCACUGAUAUGUUGAAUGGUGUAAAUUUCGGGAAAGCUAUUGUCAAAGUCUAAUGACAGUUAACUACAUUUUUUAAAUAAACUACAAAAAAAUGGCUUAUCUUUUUUAAUUACA
This is a messenger RNA of Anoplophora glabripennis (Asian longhorned beetle), 1291 nucleotides long. RefSeq names its product prostaglandin reductase 1. The record is from RefSeq and is a predicted model, not a curated record. Gene Ontology annotation, cellular component: cytoplasm. Lineage: Eukaryota; Metazoa; Arthropoda; Insecta; Coleoptera; Cerambycidae. Bases 160 to 1230 code for a protein of 356 amino acids. The transcript is spliced from 6 exons. Gene Ontology annotation, biological process: prostaglandin metabolic process. Gene Ontology annotation, molecular function: 2-alkenal reductase [NAD(P)H] activity; 15-oxoprostaglandin 13-reductase [NAD(P)+] activity.